CGAAAUCUUGGGAGGGGGCGGGGCCGCGGGUAGGGGAGGGGCCCGGCGAGCAGGAGAGGCCCAGGGUCAAGACGUCCGGCCUCGAGGCCGGGGCUGAGCAGUCGGGUACCCAGGGCGACGCUGAGCGGGCGAGUGGCGAGGGCCCGGGUCUCAGGGUACUCAGGCCGGGUCGCAAGAUCGUUCACCAUCGGCGCUGCACUGGGAUCCGGCAGGGAUGGAGCGGGAGGAGUCGCCGUGGGGCCUCGAGCCCCAGGAGGUGCAAAGUCCUGACGAAAUGAGGAUCCCCGAAGGGUCGCUCAAAGGCAACAUGAGUGAGAAUGAGGAAGAGGAAAUUUCUCAGCAAGAAGGCACUGGGGACUAUGAAGUCGAAGAGAUACCGUUUGGGCUUGAACCCCAAAGCCCAGGGUUCGAGUCACAAAGCCCAGAGUUUGAACCCCAAAGCCCCAGGUUUGAGCCUGAAAGCCCGGGAUUUGAGUCCCAAAGCCCUGGGUUUGUGCCCCCAAGCCCUGAGUUUGCACCCAGAAGCCCUGAAUCAGAUUCUCAGAGCCCCGAGUUUGAAUCCCAGAGCCCUGGAUAUGAACCCCGGAGUCCUGGGUAUGAACCCAAGAGUCCCGGAUAUGAACCCCGGAGUCCUGGGUAUGAAUACCGGAGCCCCGGGUAUGAACCUAAGAGCCCCGGCUAUGAACCCCGGAGCCCUGAAUAUGAAUCUCAAAGGUCCAGGUAUGAAUCCCAGAGCCCAGGGUCUGAACGCCAGAACCCUGGAUUUGAACCCCAGAAUUCUGAGUUCAAAACCCAAAGCCCUGUGUUUGAAACUCAAAGUUCCAAAUUCCAGGACGGUACACAGAUGCUUCUGAAUCCUGAGGAAAAGAAUCCCUUGAGCAUUCCCUUAGGAGUUCAUCCUCUGGACUCCUUCACUCAGGAGUUUGGGGAGCAGCCCACAGGGGGCAUGCCCCUAGGGCCACCUUUUGAGAUGCCCACAGGGGCCCUGCUGGCUACACCAGAGUUUGAGAUGCUCCAGAAUCCCCUGGGUCUGACGGGGGCCCUUCGGGGUCCAGGCCGACGUGGUGGCCGGGCCAGGGGUGGUCAGGGCCCUAGGCCUAACAUCUGCGGCAUCUGCGGGAAGAGCUUUGGGCGGGGCUCCACCCUGAUCCAGCACCAGCGCAUCCAUACGGGUGAGAAGCCCUAUAAAUGUGAGGUCUGUAGCAAGGCCUUCUCCCAGAGCUCUGACCUCAUCAAACACCAGCGCACUCACACGGGUGAGAGGCCCUACAAGUGUCCCCGUUGCGGCAAGGCCUUCGCUGACAGCUCUUACCUGCUUCGCCACCAGCGCACCCACUCUGGCCAGAAGCCCUACACGUGCCCACACUGUGGCAAGGCCUUCGGCGACAGUUCCUACCUCCUGCGACACCAGCGCACCCACAGCCACGAACGGCCCUAUAGCUGCACCGAGUGCGGCAAGUGCUACAGCCAGAACUCCUCCCUGCGCAGCCAUCAGAGGGUGCAUACCGGCCAGAGGCCCUUCAGCUGUGGCAUCUGCGGCAAGAGCUUCUCCCAGCGGUCGGCGCUCAUCCCCCAUGCCCGCAGCCAUGCCCGUGAGAAGCCCUUCAAGUGCCCUGAGUGCGGCAAGCGCUUUGGCCAGAGCUCCGUGCUGGCCAUCCACGCCCGCACCCACCUGCCCGGCCGCACCUACAACUGCCCCGACUGCGGCAAGACCUUCAAUCGCUCGUCCACGCUGAUCCAGCACCAGCGCUCGCACACGGGCGAGCGGCCCUACAGGUGCGCUGUGUGCGGCAAGGGCUUCUGCCGCUCUUCCACGCUGCUGCAGCAUCACCGGGUCCAUAGCGGUGAGCGGCCCUACAAGUGCGAUGACUGUGGGAAGGCCUUCUCCCAGAGCUCUGACCUCAUCCGCCACCAGCGGACCCACGCAGCCGGCCGGCGCUGACAGGGCCCCAUCAGGGGUGGGGAGGUGGCGGGCAGAAGAGAAGGCGACAGGGAGCUAGAGAAACUUUUAGAGAGGAUGGUGGAAAAGCUGGAGGAGAAUGGAGGAGUUGAGGAUUCUAGAAGACGGGCAAGGGUGGAGGAAGUUAUAUGCCCUGGAGACUUAUGGGAAAUGGGCUGUGAGGAGGGGUUGGAGGGAGGCCAGACAGGCGGCAAGAGGCUCUGGGAGAGAUCCAGAAGGAGGUCAGCCAAGAGCUGGCCUCAGCAGCAUGCGCCUUGGUGGGUGCCUGGUUUGGCCAAGUGCUAGAGGGGUGGGGGGAGGGAGGGGGGGCUAUGUAAUUAGAGUGGCGUAGCUUAGGUUGAUUGGUAGCUGCUGAGACCCUCGUUGAGUCAGGAAGGGGGUGAGAGGGUAGGUUGGGUGGGGAGUGUGGCCCUGGGGUGGGCUUGGGCCUCAGUGCAAACCCCAGCCUUCCUUCCUCAGGCUUUGGAGCCCCUGAAUUUGAAUUCAAUAAAAACCUUUAUGUGGUAAAAGAGA
Galeopterus variegatus (Sunda flying lemur) is the source of this 2473-nucleotide messenger RNA. It is a transcript of the gene ZNF768, whose product is annotated as zinc finger protein 768. Bases 215 to 1942 code for a protein of 575 amino acids. The record is from RefSeq and is a predicted model, not a curated record. Gene Ontology annotation, biological process: transcription by RNA polymerase II. Gene Ontology annotation, molecular function: DNA binding. Lineage: Eukaryota; Metazoa; Chordata; Mammalia; Dermoptera; Cynocephalidae. The transcript has 2 exons.